Molecule: messenger RNA, 1624 nt
Organism: Rhinopithecus roxellana (golden snub-nosed monkey)
Lineage: Eukaryota; Metazoa; Chordata; Mammalia; Primates; Cercopithecidae
Exons: 2
Coding region: 1-588 (195 amino acids)
Source: RefSeq, a predicted model, not a curated record
AUGGGAAUUUCCACUCAGCUGGAAAGCAGCAAAUAUUCGCGGCUUGCCGCCCCAGGCUGGGUGGCGCCAUCAGCAGCUUGCGCAGGACACACAAGUCGGUUCACGCGCCGCAGCCCUCGGCCCCGGAAGAGCUGCGGCUGCGGAGCAGUGAACGCCUGCCUACCAGGGAAAAGCAGUCACCAGGAACGCGGCGUUUUGGUCGGCUGCCCAUCGCCAGCCCUGUCCGCGCGAGAUGCUCUGCUCCGAAGCUCCCGUGAGCUCCGCGGCCUGCGACUCCGGAAGGCGCAGCUCUUCCAGGAAGCAGCGGCGGCCCCACGGGCCCUCUCAGGCUGCGGAGAAAGGGCGGGAGGCCGCGGGGCUCUCCCGGACUCAGUGGUUUCGGAGAAACUCGACUUCCCAGGCUCGCAGGGCCAGUUUGGGAUUGUUACAGAACAAAACGUGGGCUGCAUAAAGUGCUCCGAAAUGGAGCAUCACCUUGAAGACUGGGCCCUUGGCUCUGUGACCCAGCAGACCCGAAAUUCCGAUCUAGCAAACUUUCAGCCUGACCCUAGGGAAAGGAUCGCUCCCAGACUGUGGGGGUGGAGGUGAUGGGACAAAGAUCUUAAAAUCCUGAAAAACAACCGUUAUUUUCAACUGAAUUUCUGCUAAGUGCAUUCAUUCAUAAGCACUACGUGCCUGGCGCUCUUCACGUGUAUUAACUAGUUUAAUUCCCACAACCCUAAGUAGGGGCUGUUAAUCUCACAAAGGCAGAGCCAUCAUUCAAAGCCAGGCAGUCUUGGCUCCAGCCUCUGUGGGCUUAACCGCUACCCGACGCCAAGCAGCUCCUAGGAGCCUGGCAGGGAGAGGCAUGGUGAGAACAGCAGACGAGGUCCCUCAAGUAGCUUGCAUUCUGGAAGUGAAGAAAGAUCGUGAACAAGUUUCAAAUUGAUAAAAUAAUUGUCAGUGGAGAUUCAUGCCAUAAAGGAAGUGAGUAAAAGGAAGAACUACUUUCAGUAAGAUGGUUUGGGAUGAAGUUUCUGUUCAUAAGGGCAGAAAUGGACUCUCUGACUUAAAGAGAAAAAACUAUGUUAAGAGUUUGGGGUAACCCACGGAAUUAUCAAGAUGUCUCAGAAUACAGACAAGAACAAAGGGAAGUUCGGCAGCCAAAAGUCCCUCCACUAAACCACUUUGAUGAGGACAAAACAGGUGAUACUGCUGAAAGCUAGACACCACAUCCUACUCCACAACCAACGCUGGAACUCCCCAGACACCCCGCUGGCUCUGCCGCCCCUAAACCGGAUGCGGCAGCCACCGCUGACCCUACAGCGUAUUCUCCACCACCCCAUUUCUUUGCAUUGCAUCAUCACCUCCUGAGUGUGCCUAAUCGGCACCCCGCUGCUUCUGAUGCAAAAUUCCAAGCUGUACUGGGCAAACGCGCAGCCUCUGGCACCAUUCCCAGUGCUGCUGAGCAUGCAGACCUGGACACAGUGGAGGGGGAGGGCUUGGUGGGGAGGGGGUCUUACAAUUCAUCCACUCUAUUGAAGGCCCCUCAAACACACACUACCCAGUUUGGCUGGUGCAGCCUUUUCUCUCCCCUCCCGAUAGCAUUUCAGCCUCUCUUCCAAUAAAAAAUAGUAGCUACUAA